UGACAAUCUGGCAGAAUCAAACAGGGUGUCCCGCUUGAUCCUGUGUCCCUUAAAGGGAUGACCAAAAGCUGAUUCAAUGUCAGAGACUGCAGCUUCAACUACUGUUACUGGAACAAUAAAUGAAAUCAUAGUGCAGGUACCAGUCCAAUCAGGAGGAAGAGUAUUAAGUAAUCUCUUACCACCACAGUACCAAAACACAUCAGACCUGGCAUAGGUCAGACGUGUCGCAUUUUUCCAUGUUGUAAGACUAUGUGUGACAUUACACCAAUCAGGAGAAAUAUCCUAACACUAUACUCUUUUUCUAGGCCUGCCAUCCAGAAUCGCCCUACCUUCAACAAGGAUGUCAUACUGUUACUCCAUCCAGAAUGGGGUGAAGUUUGCAAGCAUAAAACCAGAAGAAGGCUUCAUGAAACUGGCUACAUUUUAAGCUCCUUUGAAAUUAGGAAAAUGUGGGAUUACAAGACAGUCAUUACAGAGAUGAGAGAUGCAUUCAAGGACAAAAUUCCUGAGGAUGUCAGGUAUUGUCAGAAUAUUGAGGCUACCCAGCAUACUGUACAGUAGUUCAGGGAUUCUUUUAGGGAUGCACCGAAAUGAAAAUUCUUGGCCGAAACCAAAAACCGAAAAAGAGGAAACCAAGGCCGAAAACCAAAACACGGAAAAAAAUUAUGCCAAUUAUUAGUACCACCAUUGCAUUUAUGGUCUGACUGUGUACUAACUUUACUAAAAUCUCUAGUACUAAAAUUCUAACUAAAAUGUUUAACUUGACCCCACUCAUGUGUACAUUAAAUAAUAAUGUACAGGCCUACUGGCCUGCUGAAAGGUUGCAAAAUUAAAUGUUCUCUCAUAAAAACAAAGUGCAUUUUAAAUUUUCUCUUGUAGUAACAAGAAAGUGCAUUCAGAACAAGUGCAACUGCUUAAAGAUGCAAUAUUUUCUCUGUAGGCCUUCAACAUAAUAAUGUAUCAAAACAAAUACUGCCAUAGCCCAUGUUAACUGUAGAACUUUAACAACAACAAAUGCACCAAGAAUUGCAGAUGUGCAAAGUGGAUAAUAAAUAUAAGCUCAUUUUACUUCUUGAGGUAAAGUGGCAGGUUUUUCUUGAUGAACAGUAACUUCUCUGCUUUAUUACAGUGAAGUCUGUUCCUCUUCUCAUUGAGAACAUGAGGUGCUGCACGACAGAGAAUGGCUGAUCAUUUAAGGCAAUGAAUUCCAUAAUCUUUUGUGUAAUGCCAUUUGCCUUGACAUCAUCACUGGGAAACUUCCUUGCUUUUUCAAAAACGUCCGCCACAGACGGAGUGGGCGUGCUCGGAGGCAUUUUCCUUUUCUGUGCCGCGUUCCUCUCAUAUUCAGCAUAGCGAUCAGAAUGUUUGGAUUUUAGGUGAUAAACCCGACAUGGAGAAAGUCUUUGCAGAUACACCCCCUCUUGAAAUUUCGCCAUUACAUGUUUUGCAAAUCGCUGUCUGUGGGUCUUUCUCAGAUAUACUGAAAUAUGUCCACACAGCAGACAUGUUACCUCAGACAAGCAUGUGCAGGUCGCGGUUUGUUUGCGUCAUCACAACACUUUGGCCGUAUUGUUUCGGCGAUAAAAUUUUUAUUUGCCCUUUUUUUUUCAGCAUUUAACUUUUAAUGCCUUGUGGAAACAAACUGGUGUGGCUUUAUGAUUCAUAAAGUUUUCAAAUCAAAGGUGGUAUACAUUAGGCCAUCAAGCAUUCUUCCAGUUCUGAUUGACAGCACAGAUUCAGAGGACAGCUGUGCAGAGUGUGAAUCUACAUCAAAUUCCAGUCACCACAUUGCCAAUCAGACAAGUGACUAUAUGAUUCCAAGGGCCAGGGGAAGCCAACUUGCAUCAACACAACAGGUUUCCACUUGUCCAUUUACAAGAAGGGCCAGAGCGAACCAGCCUGCUGCAUCUCAGCAAGUGCCCCGUGAUGGCAUGCCUAGAGCGAACCAGCGUGCUGCAUCCCAGCAAUUGCCCCGUGACGCCACAUCUACAGUGAACCAGCCUGCUGCAUCCCAGCUAGCACCCCGUGACACCACGUCUACAGCAAACCAGCUCACUGCGCCCUGUGAUAUCACGUCUGCAGCGAACCAGCCCGCUGCAUCCCAGCAAGCAAUCUGUGAUGUCACGUCUACAGCAAACCAGCCCUCUGCACCCCAGCAAGUGCCCCGUGAUGCCAUGUUUAGAGUGAACCAGCCUGCUGCAUUCCAGGAGCUACCUGACAUGGAUGGUCUUACCACAGGGAACCAGACUCCAUCAGCCAGUAAUGAUGACUAUGCUGUCUACCUUUCCAUCAUGGGUUCCAUCUCAGACCUUUCUUCCGAUGAUGAGGAAUUAAACCAGGCUAUAAUGGCCAUUCUUGAGAGUCAUGGGGUAUCUGAAUGCCUAGACACUAAAUCAGCACAGGAGGUGCUUCUCAGUCUAGCAGCCCAAAUUGACAGUAACAAGAGAUGCAGGUUCAACAUCAAUCGUUCUUCAGUUCUGGAUGGUGCCUUGCGGGCCUUCAAACGAUUGUCCUACAAUCCCAAGUCCCAGAUGUGCAUCAAGUUUUCUGAUGACUUGGGAGUGGAUGAAGAGGCCGUGGACCUUGGUGGCCCUAGGAGAGAGUUUUUACGAUUGCUUAUGGAAGCCCUGAUGGUAUCACCAAUGUUUGAAGGAAGGGACGGAAAACUGAAUUUGGCUCUGGACAGUACUGCUUUAAGAGACGAUCGGUAUUUCAUUGCUGGCCAAGCCAUUGCUGUAAGCCUUGUUCAUGGUGGUCCUGCACCAGGUUUCUUUGCACCAACACUGUAUUCUUGUCUGAUUGGUGGCAAGUCCUCAGUAAACCCUGUCUUAGAAGACAUUGCUGACACCGACCUGUAUGAAAAGGUUCAAAAGGUAAGUAUAGUGGAAUAUGAAUAUUUUAAGUGCAUAUUCAGGGAGGGGCUGAAGACCCUUGGUGUUCUGGAUGCAAUCCAAAGGCAUCCAGACAGUUUUAGACCCUUAAUGUGCCAUGAACCAUCCCCACUCACUGCUGACAUGAUUGAUCACCUUUUCCACAUCCGGCUGUCUGUAGUGGGAAGCAACAAGAGAAGAGCAGAAGAAGUUGUUGUCCCAUUUUGGAGGGAUUACCUACAGGAUGUUGAAGUAGCGAUUAAUUCCUUUCUUCUUAAAUCAAAGCUUGGUAAAAUCCUAGCCUUUGCCACAGGUGCAAGUGUCAUCCCUCCAAUUGGCUUCUCCCCUCAGCCAUCAAUUGAUUUUCUGCAUGAUCAGUCUUUCAGCCCCAAAUGCCAUUUGCCUAUGGCAAACACCUGCAUCAACUGCCUUAAGUUGCCACUGCUUGACACAUAUGAGGAUUUCAAGGAGAGCAUGGACUUUGCAUUACAUAACACUCAGGGAUUUGGUAGACGGUAACUUCAGAAACAUUGUUUGUUUCAAAUCUGUUGUUCAGGAUACUUCAGUUAUACAGGUUGCACUGUGAAAAUGUGAGGUUCUGCUUUUUAUUGUGGAAUAAUUAAGGUACUGAAAAUGCACUUAAAUGUUAUUUGAAAGAACUACUUUAUUGUUUUUCAAAGAGUAACAAACAUGUUUGGCAUUUUACAACCAAUUCAUUUAUCAGCAUUUGAAUUCUUUAAUCAGCUAACUGCAACAGUUAUUACAAGUGUGAGUUCAUUUUUCUUGGUCAAUAUAAAGGCACAGUAGUGCAAAGGAAAUAGUAAUGAGUUUGCUCAAAAAAAAAAAAGUGUGUUAGCAAGUGUUUGUAUUUUCCACAGCGUUGUUAUUCACUAAAAAAAAACUCAAUAGACUUAAAAAUAAAUGUAUGCCAUGGUUACCAUCACUCAUUGGGUCUACUGUCUCUUGAAUAUUGUUCAGAACAGUUUGAUUUAUAUUAAAGUCAUUUACAGGAACAAAUAUAGUUUUCAGUCUCUAACUGAAGAGAGGUCUCAUCUAUAAAUCCAGAGGGUUCGUUUCCUGCAAAAAUAUCAUCAAUUGUCAAGUUACCAGUUCCAGCACUAUUGAGAACACCUCUCUGCCAAAGUUGGAGAGGGGUUUGUCCUCCUUGAGUAGAUAAUCCAUGGUUGUUCCACUGAUUUCGGAAUUCUGCAGCUGCCCUUUGAACUCUUGGUAGGUAGAUAUAGUGAAGACAGAAAAGAUGGAGCUCAUUGGUGGAAUUCAGUAUGCCCUCAUUUUCCAUGAAGGUAAAGAGAUUACUGAAGUGGAUUGAUACAACUCUGUUUAACUCCGCCCACAACCGUUCUAUCCUCUGAUUGUGGACGCUACGUCCAGUAAUGACACUGCAUCUGUUUAAGCCCCUUCUUUCCAGCAUAUAACGGGCAACCCCUAUGUUCUCCAUGCCGUGGUCACAACGUAUUCUUAAGGGAAGGCCAAAGCUUUGUACACCAGUGCAAAAUAGAUCCAAUACACUUGAUGCUCUGUUGUUAUUGAGACACUGCAAGUAUAUAAUGGUCCGGCUAAAGCCAUUAAUGCAUCCAUGACC
Messenger RNA from Monopterus albus (swamp eel), 4473 nucleotides. RefSeq names its product G2/M phase-specific E3 ubiquitin-protein ligase. Gene Ontology annotation, molecular function: ubiquitin protein ligase activity. The record is from RefSeq and is a predicted model, not a curated record. NCBI's taxonomy places the organism in Eukaryota, Metazoa, Chordata, Actinopteri, Synbranchiformes, Synbranchidae. The transcript has 6 exons. The coding region runs from base 1656 to 3389 and encodes 577 amino acids. Gene Ontology annotation, cellular component: cytoplasm. Gene Ontology annotation, biological process: protein polyubiquitination; ubiquitin-dependent protein catabolic process.